GGACACCGCCGCGCCGUCGCCGGCGGGCGUCCACGCCGUGACGGUGUACAGCGGGAUGUCGAGCCACCGGAGCGUGAGCCCCUCGCCGUCGCCCUGCGGGUGCACGUCGUACUUGCCCGGCGCGAACAUCCUCGCGAUCAUCCACCCCUGCAUCGCCUCCCGGUCGCCGAUGCCGGCGUUCCGGAACCCGCCGUCCUCCAUGCGCCGCCGCCACCCCGCGAAGCUCUCGUGCCGCUCGGACCUGUCGGGGCCCUCGAACGCCACCGCGUUGCGGAUCUCCCGCGCGAACAUCUCCUCCACCUUGGCCCGGGCCGCGCUGGCCGGCGGCAGGCCGGCAGCGCCCACCGCGGCGUAGUGCUGCAGCGCGCGCGCGAACCACGCCUCCCAUCGCCCGCUGUUCAGCCUCGCCGCCUCGUGCUCGUCGAGGAGCAGGACGGCGGCGCCCGUGCUGCGCACCAGCCCGAGGAAGUCGGACAGCGCGCCGCCGAUCUCGUCGCGGAGCAGCCGGGAUUGAGCUCGGUUAGCGUCCACGUCUUGGUAGCCACCGGACUCGGCGCGGGCAGCGCUGGCGCCGGUGGCAUGACGGCCCGGCCCGGCGACUAGUCACGUGUAUUUGUCGGGCUGUACGUGCAUGCAGGAGAUUGAAUGCCAUGAGGAG
This is a messenger RNA of Hordeum vulgare subsp. vulgare (domesticated barley), 658 nucleotides long. RefSeq lists its product as uncharacterized. Lineage: Eukaryota; Viridiplantae; Streptophyta; Magnoliopsida; Poales; Poaceae. The record is from RefSeq and is a predicted model, not a curated record. The annotation marks the transcript as partial. The transcript has a single exon.